ACCAUCUCUCAUUUCCCAAAAGGAUAGACACAACUAAUAACUUCUUAUUGAAAUUUUGCUAAUAUUAUCUCCAAUUUAGAGCUAUAUAUACAAUAUGGGAAAGUUUGAUAAAGAGGGAUUGAAAAAAGGGCCAUGGACUCCAGAAGAAGACCAAAAACUUUUGUCUUUCAUUGAUACAUAUGGUUGUGGUAGUUGGAGGGCUUUGCCUGCUAAAGCUGGUCUACAGAGAUGUGGAAAGAGUUGUAGACUAAGAUGGAUAAACUAUCUUAGGCCUGAUAUUAAGAGAGGAAAAUUCAGUUUACAAGAAGAAAGAACUAUCAUUCAACUUCAUGCUCUUCUUGGAAACAGAUGGUCAGCAAUAGCAACUUAUUUGCCAAGCAGAACAGAUAACGAAAUAAAAAACUACUGGAACUCACGUUUGAAAAAGAGGUUAACCAAAAUGGGAAUUGAUCCAAUGACACACAAACCAAAUGGUGCGGGCUCAUCGAAAUAUGUUGCAAAUCUUAGUCACAUGGCUGAAUGGGAAAGUGCAAGACUAGAAGCAGAAGCUAGGCUUGUUCGAAAAUCGAAGAUCCUCUUCAAUAACAACAAUAAUAGUCACAAUUACAACAUUAACCCUAGUACUAUUUCACAACAAUUACCUUAUCAUUAUCAACAACUCCCUUGUCUUGACAUAUUAAAAGCAUGGCAAAUAGCUAGCACAAAAUUACCAACAAUAAAUGACAUUAGUCAUGCCAUUUUACGUAAUAAUUCGAAGAACAAGAAACUCGAUUCAUCGAUACCAUCAUCAACGUUAAAUUCCUCAGAGAAUAUUUUCGCGAACAAUGCACCAACUACUACUAAAGUUGAUGAUGAUGAUCAUCAAAAUCUUCAUAAUUUGUCUACAAUCAACUCAUGUUUUGAAGAUGAUCAACUCCACACAGAACUUCCAAGUUUCAUGCAGGAAUUUUCAGGGGUAUUUCCGGAAUAUACACAAAAUUCAACAAAUGGAUUACAAGUGGAUAAUUUUAUGGGAAGCUAUUCUGAAGAUAUUGAAGAUAAUAAGUUACUAAUUAAUUGGAAUAAUUUCCCUAAUUAUUUGGUUAAUUCACCUAUUGAUUGUACUAAUUAAAUUGUACUUCUUUUAGUUUUACUAAGACUAUGAUAGAAAUUUUUAUAUAUGUAUUUGUAAUAUCCCAGAAUGAAGUUUAGUUUAUGAAAUAUUUUGAUUAAAAUCGUUA
Solanum pennellii is the source of this 1220-nucleotide messenger RNA. RefSeq names its product transcription factor MYB106-like. NCBI's taxonomy places the organism in Eukaryota, Viridiplantae, Streptophyta, Magnoliopsida, Solanales, Solanaceae. The transcript has 3 exons. Bases 95 to 1111 code for a protein of 338 amino acids. The record is from RefSeq and is a predicted model, not a curated record.